AUGGUUCUUACAGUGACUGACUUGGCUGCGAAGGGGAACGGAGGGCUGGGAGGGGAUGGAGACACCAGAAUCUCCGCAUCUUUUGUAGACUGGUUGUUAGAUCUGGUACGUGAGGCUACUUCUGCUUCCGUGAUUCUCGAGAUGUUGGUGGGCAGUUUGCAACCGCUGUUGAACCUCCUUCUGGUGCCAGUAGCAGUCAUCUCGCUAAUUGCAUAUGCUGGAGGCAAGGCACUGCUGCGGAAGACCCUUCCCUUCGGAGCAGCUGUCUCGACAUGUGUUCUUCUGAAGGCGAUGGGCGAGGGCUUUGGGCCUCCAUGGAGCAGCUUCCAACCCAGCAGCGCAAUUGUGGUGGUAGUGCUACUAAUGGAGCCUGGCAUCACAGUCGAGCGCUUGCUCUUGAGAGCUUCGGAGCGUGUUGUGGGCACCUGCAUGGGUUGCGGGCUGGCAGUGAGCAUGGCCCUUCUUAUGGAUAUCUUGGGCAAGGAGCCCCUCCAAAUCUGCAGCUUCUGCUUCGCAUCCUUUACUCUCUUCGGCGCGGUGCAGGCUCAUCAUGGUGUUAUCCCAUUUGUGUUCUCGGUGAUGUGCAUUGCAUGUGCUGUUGUGAUAUUUGGCUACAUGACAACUGGCUGGGCGUUCAUUCGCAGCCAAGUUGCAUCUGUCCUGGUCGGUGAGAUUGUGUCCUUGUCGUCGUCUUUGCUUUUCGAAGGUUUGUUGGGAGAUGCGGCAAGUUCACGCUCUCACGCCCACGUUGUGGAAAUCGCAAAGGAAAUGGUGGACAAAGCUUUUGUGGCCAUCGAGUUGGUGUUUGUUCACAAUGAAGCCGCUGCCUUGCGUGCCGCAGGUAGCAGUCCGGCCCGUCAAUUUCGGGCUCUGGGCCGCCGGCGCACAUUCAGCCCCGGCGUUCUGGAGCUGCUUGCCCACGAAGGACCGGAAGGUCAUGGACGCGCUGACGAGCUUGGCUGGUUGGAGAGCCAAGAGGCUGGGCUGGAGACGCGCUCCAGAGCCUGCCUGGCUGACAUGGCGGCUGUCGAGAAGCUGUGGGGAUGUCUCGGCUUCGGCAAGAGCAGCAUUGGUGUUUCCCAUUACAGCGCCGUGGUUCGUCAAGUGCACUUUCUGUUCCUGCAAGCCUGUACACUUGCACGCAAUGCCCCUCUGAAUUCAGAAGUGCGUGGAGAGGUGAGGCAAACCUUGGACGAUGUGCGCUUCAACAUGCUGGCAAUGUGUCAGCCCUUGAAGACAUUCUUGGACGGACUCAACGCUGUCGCUCGGGUUGCGAAGUUCGAGGCAGAGAUGUUGCGUAUGUGUGACAUCGUGCAAGAGGUGCACACGAAGCUGGAGUCAGUAUGGACGGUCUGUAAGCAGCAGUGGCAAUCUUCAUGCCAGAGCUCGACGGUCUCGACUGCCAAACGAAUUCAGUCAGCGGUACAGCUGGCAAAGCAGAAGCGCUCGGCAUCCGCCUUUUGCCAAGGGUUGGACUCCAUGCUUGCAGCUGCUGUGAACUUGGUGCGAGAGCACAUUCACAUCGGCUACCCCAAAGCCACUGAUGCUGGUGCAGUUAACAUCCUUCACCAACGCUUGGAGGACAUGGCAGGCCUGCCACCUGUCUGCCAGCAGGUCGACUAG
This is a messenger RNA of Symbiodinium necroappetens, 1623 nucleotides long. The record is from the annotation of a GenBank genome assembly. NCBI's taxonomy places the organism in Eukaryota, Dinophyceae, Suessiales, Symbiodiniaceae.